AUUUGCAUCUGUGAGUUUUAACUGUUGUUGCUGCCCAGUAAGAGGGAAAGAAAGAUUUUUCACCGAAUUAACUUUUAUUUUGAACUAUGGGUCUUACAUAUAAAAGGAAAGAGGGAGUCAAAGCUAGGAAAAAAAUUGACUCUAGAAGUAUGGAACUUGCAGUAAUGGCGUGCCUUGGGGGAAAAAGUUUCCGAGGAGCAUCAAAGGAACUCUCUCUUCGUACACCAGAAGGAACCAGUAUAAGCAGAGGAAGCAGCUUUAAUAAACACAAUGUUAGACAGUUUUUUGAUAAUCUUCGCCAGAUUAUCACUAGGGAAGUUCUUGGACCAGAAUCUAUUUGGAACAUAGACGAAACAGGUCUUACUACAGCCCACAAACCAGGAAAAAUAGUGGCUGUAAGAGGAGAGAAACAGGUAGGAAAACUGACUUCUGCCGAGAGAGGUGAACUUGUGACAGCAUGUUGCGCAAUAAAUGCUAUAGGAGGCCAUAUCACACCUUUCAUGAACUUUCCAUGUGUGAACUGGAAGGAUAGGAUGCUGCAUGGAGCUCCUCCUGGAACCGGUGGUUCCACUCAUUCCAGCGGUUGGAUGACAGCUGAUAAUUUUGUUUUGUUUUUAAAACAUUUUCAUAAAUAUGUAAAAUGCAGUGCUCAACACAAAGCUCUUAUCAUCAUGGACAAUCGUGAUAGUCAUAUUAGUUUGGAAUCCUUACAUUUUGCAAAAGAAAAUGGAAUUACUCUUUUGACAAUUCCUCCCCAUACAUCCCAUAAAAUGCAGCCCCUUGAUAGGUCAGUGUAUGGUCCACUGAAGGCAUAUUACAAUUCUGCUGCAGGAGACUGGAUGACAGCGCAUCCAGGGAAAACUAUCUCUAUCUAUGAUAUCUCCAAGAUUUUUGGUAUAGCUUUCUCUAAAGCUUUUACACCCAGCAAUGUGAUUAGUGGUUUUUGGGUUUCAGGCAUAUGGCCAUUUAACUCUGAUAUAUUUACAGAUGAUGAAUUUUUUUCUACAUAUACAACAGGCCACUUACAAUCCAUGGAAGUCUGUGAUUCUCCAAAAGCGUUUGUUUCAGUAUCAACACCUUCAUCUUCCGGAAUUAGACCUAGCCCUAUUGGAUACAGAUCCUUUGAAGAUAUCAGACCACACCCUAAGGCAGCAGCUCACACUACAACUAGACGAGGAAGGAAAUGA
Molecule: messenger RNA, 1187 nt
Organism: Schistocerca piceifrons (Central American locust)
Lineage: Eukaryota; Metazoa; Arthropoda; Insecta; Orthoptera; Acrididae
Product: MFS-type transporter clz9-like
Exons: 2
Coding region: 87-1187 (366 amino acids)
Cellular component (GO): nucleus
Molecular function (GO): DNA binding
Source: RefSeq, a predicted model, not a curated record